ACAUCGCGAAAGUGAAACUAUUUCAGCAGACUCCAUUUUGUGAAAGGAAAAAUACUAAUAUGGAAAAGAAAAUCUGUUUGUAAAUAAUGUAAGUCAGUUUGUAAACAGAUCAGUUUAAUUCUGGUAUAUAGAAACAGAAUGGAUUAAUGAAUUGAAUGAAGUUUGUGUUUAUUGAUCUUCAUCGUGGAGAGAAAGUCCCAGCGCGACAACUGACUGGUUUUCUCAGACCCCUGUAAAAUGAGUCUCUAUAAGAAGAGAGAGGAGGAGGACGAUGUUCACACACACAAUAAAGCAUCUCCAAAACCCAGCUGUGUAUCUGUGAAGAGUGAUACAUCCUUGAGAAUCCCUCCUAAUAUCAGUGAUGGAGCAGCGACCUCUGACCCUGAUUUUUCCUAUUCAUCUCACGGUUUCUGCAGAGUGAAGAGAGAUGAUGUGAUCAGAUCAGUGACGCCUCCUCUGACCUGCACUGACUCUGACAGUCAGAUCAUGAGACAGAGAGUUACAGACAAACACAAAACCAGCAUGAAGAACAAGUAUGAGAGAUUAUUUGAGGGAAUCAAACUAGAAGAGAAUCAAACCCUCCUGAACAAGAUCUACACACAGCUCUACAUCAUAGAGGGAGAGAGUAAAGGAGUGAAUGAAGAACAUGAGGUUUUACAGAUGGAGAAAACACCCAGAACACAAGACACUGAAAUAUACUGCAAUGACAUCUUUAAACCCUUACAUGAACCAGGAGGUGAAGAGAAAGACAAAAUCAAGACUGUUCUUACUAAAGGCAUCGCUGGAAUUGGAAAAACCGUCUCUGUGCAGAAGUUCAUUCUGGACUGGGCCGAGGGAAAAGCCAAUCAGGAUGUAGAUUUCAUGUUUGUUCUUCCAUUUCGAGAGCUGAACUUGAUUAAAGAUCAUCAGUACAGUCUUCACAGACUUCUGCUGGACUUUCAUCCUGAACUUCAAGAUCUAGACUCAGAGAUUUAUGAUAAAUGUAAAGUUGUGUUCAUCUUUGAUGGUCUGGAUGAAAGCAGAAUGACACUGAUGUUUUCAGAUAGACAGAAAGUUUGUGAUGUGAAUGAGUCUUCAUCAGUGGGUGUGUUGAUGUCAAACCUCAUCAGAGGAGAGCUGCUUCCCUCUGCUCUCAUCUGGAUCACCUCCAGACCAGCAGCAGCCAAUCAGAUCCCCUCAAAAUACAUCAACCGUGUGACAGAAAUUCAGGGAUUCACUGAGCCUCAGAAGGAGGAAUAUUUCAGGAAGAGAAUCAGUGAUGAGCAUCAAGCCAGCAGAAUCAUCUCACACAUUAAAAGAUCAAGAAGCCUCCACAUCAUGUGUCACAUCCCCGUCUUCUGCUGGAUCUCAGCCACUGUGCUUCAAAACCUCCUGAAACAAGAUAACAGUGCAGAAAUCCCUCAAACUCUGACUGAAAUGUACAUCCACUUCCUGCUGACUCAGAUCAACAUGAAGAGUCAGAAGUAUGAUGAGAGAGAUCCAGAGAAACUCCUGAAGUCCAAUAGAGAUGUUAUUGUGAAACUUGCUGAACUGGCUUUCAGUCAGCUGAUGAAGGGCAAUGUGAUGUUUUAUGAGGAGGACCUGAUUGAGAGCGGCAUAGAUGUCACUGAGGCCUCAGUGUAUUCUGGGAUUUGCACUGAGAUCUUUAAGGAGGAAUCUGUGAUUCAUCAGAGAAAAGUCUACUGCUUCAUACACCUGAGCUUUCAGGAGUUUCUAGCUGCUUUCUUUCUUUUUCAUUCACAUGUAGUCAAGAAUAAUAAAUCACUGAAGUUGUUUCUGAAUGAAAAAUAUCAGCGUUACAGUUGGAAAUUCUCUCUGUAUGAGCUUCUUAAAGCAGCAGUUGAUAAAUCCGUAGAGAGUGAAAAUGGACACCUGGAUCUUUUCCUGCGGUUUCUGCUGGGCGUCUUACUGGAGUCCAAUCAGAGACUCUUACAGGAUCUACUGACUCGCACAGUGAACAGCUUAAAGACCAUAAGAAAAAUCACUCAGAACAUUAAAGACAUAGUCAAGGCCGAUGAACAUCUCUCAGCUGACAGAUGCAUCAAUCUGUUCCUCUGUCUGCUGGAAAUGAAGGAUCACACUCUGUACAGAGAGAUUCAGAAGUUUGUGAAAUCAGAGAAUCACUCAGUGAAUAAACUCUCUCCAUCUCACUGCUCAACAAUCGCUUACAUGAUUCAGAUAUCAAAGGAGGUGCUGGUUGAGCUUGAUCUGAAGAAAUACAACACAUCAGAUGAGGGUAGAAGGAGACUGAUACCAGCUGUAGUGAACUGCAGAAAAGCGCUGCUUGCCUUCUGUAAUCUCACGAGUCAGUGCUGUGAAAGUUUGUCUUCCUCUCUACAAUCAUCAAACUCACUGAGAGAGCUAGACUUGAGUCAUAAUGACCUUCGGGAUUCAGGAGUUAAGCUGCUCUCUGAUGGACUGAAGAGUUCACUCUGUCAACUCAGCAUACUGAAAUUAUCUGGCUGUAUGGUGACAGAGGAAGGCUGUUGUUUUCUGGCUUCAGCUCUGAGUUCAAACCCCUCUCACCUGAGAGAGUUGGAUCUGAGCUACAAUCACCCAGGACAAUCAUUAGUCAAGCUGCUCUCUGAUCCAAACUACAGACUGAAAAAACUCAAUCUUGGUCAUGGAGGAGAGUUCAGGAUUAUAGAAGGACUACAAAAAUAUACAUGUGAUCUCACACUGGAUCCAAAUACAGCAAACACUCGUCUCACUCUGGCUGAGGAGAAUAUAAGUGUGACAUUUGUGAAAAAGAAGCAGCCAUAUCCUGAUCAUCCAGAGAGAUUUGAUAAGUAUCCGCAGGUUCUGUGUAGAGAGAUUCUGACUAAACGCUGUUUUUGGGAGGCUGGAUAUGAAGGGAAGAUUGAUAUAUCAGUGACAUAUAAAGGAAUCGUCAGGAAAGGAUGGAGUAAUGACUGUUGGUUUGGAUGCACUGAAAAGUCUUGGAGUCUGACCUGUUUCAAUGACAAAUUCACUGCCAAACACAAUAAUGGAUGCACAGACAUAUCAGCUCCUUCUAAUCGCUCUAACAGAGUAGCAGUGUAUCUGGACUGGCCGGCCGGCUGUCUGUCCUUCUACAGUGUCUCUGACACACACACACUCACACACUUACACACUUUCAACACUACAUUCACUGAACCCCUCUAUGCUGGAUUCGGGGUUUAUUCUGAUAGUUCAGUGUCUCUGUGUAAAACUAAACACCGUCCUGUGAAGAAAGUCAGUUGUUAUAAGCCAUACGAAACCUCUCAGUUUUCUUUAGGCGGUUUUAAAUAGGAAUCUUUGUCAGAUAAAAAAAAAUUAAAAUAAAAAAAUCAUUUUGCUGAAUUCAGAGUGUACAUUAAUAAGAGUAUAUGACAUUUAAUAGUCAACCUGUGACAACAGCUGAGUGACACAGAAAUGUAUAAUUACUGAAAUGUGGAAGAUAAAGCAGUUUGUGUACUAAAAUAUUACAUGAACACCCAAACAGCAUAAAUAUUCUUUUUUUCUGUGGCUAUAAUUUAGUUUUUUGUAAUGUGCAAUUCAGUGUCUGUUAUGGAACUUAUCUUAAAUAUUGUAUUAAUUCUCUGUGUUCAGUUUCUUUUUAAGGUAUAUUUAUAUAAGGUUUCUAUAUAUAACUUCUAUAUAUAUAAAGGGUUAAGGGAUAGGACGUAACAAUGUCAUGUCAACAUGUUUUUAAAGUCUUAUGACAAGUGAAGUUGUGCAAUUUUUUGUUUCAAGAAAAAGUGACUGAUGGUUUGAUAUUUGUUUGUAAAAAUGGGUGUCUGAAGUCAAUGCAGUACAUUCAUACGUCUCUGACACCCGCUUAAGUAUUUUAAUAUGUAACAAUUAAAUAUUAAUCAGCAACUGAUUAUCACUCAGUGCGAAGAUUUGAUGUCAGUGAUCAUAGAUUAUGAAUAUGUAAAUAGAAAACAAUGCUUUUCUGACAAAACUUGCGAUUUUGAGGUGUAUUUUAUUAAAAACAUAAGAUAUA
Messenger RNA from Carassius gibelio (silver crucian carp), 3967 nucleotides. RefSeq names its product NACHT, LRR and PYD domains-containing protein 3. The record is from RefSeq and is a predicted model, not a curated record. Bases 238 to 3270 code for a protein of 1010 amino acids. Lineage: Eukaryota; Metazoa; Chordata; Actinopteri; Cypriniformes; Cyprinidae. The transcript has 7 exons. Gene Ontology annotation, molecular function: protein binding.